This is a messenger RNA of Alexandromys fortis (reed vole), 2748 nucleotides long. It is a transcript of the gene Tsen54, whose product is annotated as tRNA splicing endonuclease subunit 54. Bases 868 to 2442 code for a protein of 524 amino acids. Lineage: Eukaryota; Metazoa; Chordata; Mammalia; Rodentia; Cricetidae. Gene Ontology annotation, cellular component: tRNA-intron endonuclease complex. Gene Ontology annotation, biological process: tRNA-type intron splice site recognition and cleavage. The transcript has 11 exons. The record is from RefSeq and is a predicted model, not a curated record.
UCCUGGCUGGGGAUCCCGAGCGAGUUGGGCUCUAGUCUAGACCAGAGAAUGAGGUGUGAAUAAGUAGAAUAGGGGACGUUUUAGCGGUUGAGCCUGAGGACCCCACUAGGGGCGGGGAUCCCUUCCUUUUCGUCCCAUCUUCUCCCGGCUUGGCCGCAGCGACCUUCGUCCACGAGCAGAGUCGCUGACCCACGGCGGCUGGCUGGAGCAAUGGUGCCACCUAGUGGUGAGCGUAGGAACGACCCACGGUGUCACGGCGGGGACCCCAGCCUUGAGGAGGUGCUUUUGGAGGCUGGGGUGGCGAUUCAGCACCAGUGUGAGCCGGACAGCGCCUCCCACCCGUGGCCUUUGAACCCUGCAGCCGAGCUCCUCUGGAGAGAUUCUUUUGGCUCAUCCCGAAGGAACUCCGAAUGUCUCUGGACCACUCCUGACCGUCCCCACGUGGCCUCCAGUUUGCAAAACUGGUAUUCGAGGGCUCACUGCUCUCCUCCCCACCUCGCAUCUCUUUCCUCUUAGUGGAAGAGCACGAGGCAGUUCAGGGCUGGAGAGAGGUCACACACGUGAUUAUUCAUACUGCAUGCCCAGUCGCCAGGGGAGAUUUUACUAGAGCGAGGUGCCCCAGGAGCGCUGCAAACAGAAUAGGUGUGUUCCUGCACGUUUGGAAACCUGCAGAUCAAACUCGGCCCCGCCGACCUAGGGACACGUGUACAGACAGGUGUCUGAGGGACACAGGGCAGGUAGGAAGGCGCGAAGCCAGGUGGAUUUGCGCUCGGGAGUGGAGCGCCGGGCGCUAGGACCGCACGGACAGCACGUUCCCGGAGAGGGCGGGGCUUGGGCGGUGCGCGCGCAGCCGCAGCAGGCAGCCCGAUGGAGCCAGACUCCGAACCCGCGACCGUGGAGGUUCCCGCGGGGCGUGUGCUCAGCGCCUCGGAACUCCGGGCGGCUCGCUCGCGGUCCCAGAAGCUGCCCCAGCGGUCGCAUGGCCCCAAGGACUUCCUCCCGGACGGCUCGGAGGCCCAGGCCGAGCGGCUGCGCCUGUGUCGCCAGGAGCUGUGGCAGCUGCUGGCAGAGGAGCGCGUGGAACGCUUGGGCAGCUUGGUGGCCGCGGAGUGGAGACCCGAAGAGGGCUUCGUGGAGUUGAAGUCGCCUGCGGGGAAAUUCUGGCAGACCAUGGGCUACUCAGAGCAAGGGCGGCAGCGGCUUCACCCCGAAGAGGCCUUGUAUCUGCUGGAGUGUGGCUCUAUUCAGCUCUUCUACCAAGACCUACCACUGUCCAUCCAAGAGGCCUACCAGCUGCUGCUGACUGAGGACACCUUGAAUUUCCUACAAUAUCAGGUCUUCAGCCACCUGAAGAGACUAGGCUACGUGGUUCGCCGGUUCCAGCCGAGCUCUGUCGUGUCCCCUUACGAGAGGCAGCUUAACUUGGAUGGCUAUGCCCAGUGCCUGGAGGACGGGACUGGCAAGAGGAAGAGGAGCUCCAGCUGUCGGUCUGUUAGUAAGAAGGCUAAGGCUCUACAGAACUCCCUGCCACCCAUGAGCGGGGCAGCCUCCAGCCCACCUGCCUGUGACCAGAGUAGCCAGUACUCAGAGAAGCCCCAGGAGUCAAGUCCCAGAAAGGGCUCAGGACCCUCCUUUCAGGCUCUGGGGUCUUCAGAGCCUUGCCCUGCUCUGGCCAGGGAGGAUGUGGAGUGUGGCCAGGAGAAUGAUAAAAUCAAGAAUGGAGCCAAGGGGGCUCCUAAACCACGCUGGAACUUUGAGCAGAUCUCCUUCCCCAACAUGGCUUCAGAUAGCCGCCACACCCUUCUGCCUGCCCCAGCCCCAGAACUGCUCCCCGCCAAUGUCAUUGGGCGAGGGACAGAUGCUGAGUCCUGGUGCCAAAAGCUGAACCAGCGGAAGGAGAAGCUUUCCCGGAGAGACCGGGACCAGCAAGCAGAGGUGCAGCAGUUCCGGGAGGAUGUGAACGCAGAUCCCGAGGUGCAGGGCUGCUCCAGCUGGCGGGAGUACAAGGAACUGCUGCAGAGGAGACAGCUGCAGAAGAGCCAGCCCCGCCCUCCACACCUAUGGGGCCAGUCUGUUACUCCCUUGCUCAACCCUGAUAAAGCAGAUUCCCCAGCCGCGGUCCUUGAUCAAGUCUCCGUGCUGCAGACAGCACACCUUGCUGACGGAGGUUACCGGCUGCUGGAGAAUUCGAGAGGCUUGGAGAUCAGCUUCGAUGUUUACCAGGCUGACGCUGUGGCUACAUUCCGAAAAAACAACCCUGGCAAACCCUAUGUCCGGAUGUGCAUUAGUGGAUUUGACGAGCCUGUCCCAGAUCUCUGCAGCCUCAAGCGGUUGACCUACCAGAGUGGGGAUGUCCCCCUGAUCUUUGCCCUGGUGGAUCACGGUGACAUCUCCUUCUAUAGCUUCAGAGACUUCACACUGCCCAGGGAUCUGGAGCAUUGAAAUGCAGCUCUGGGGAUGGGAGCUGGGGGACUUGGAUACUCUCAGGGACCAUGUCGGCUGACUCCUGUACAGGACUCACCGGGAACUGUCUGGGCCAGUAUGGUCUACAGCCUUGGGUAUCUGCUGUUUGUAGGGGAGUGAAGCCUUGCCCCAUGCCCUCUUGCCUGGCAGUGACCCCCUUGGAACUCAGGACUUGAUUUCAGAGGCCCAGGAGAUGGGGCAGAAGAGAGGACUCUGUGCCUUUUAAACAGUGGGGUGCCUGCUUCGUGCCAUAAAGCCAAAGCCAUUAAAAGAAAUAUUCUCUGC